AUUUCGGUUUUAUUUUCCAUCAUAAGAAUCCGGUUAUCCAAUUCUCAUCUCUAUCUAAGUUUUCCGAUCAAUCGCCGUCGCGAUCUAGGUUUUCCGAUCAAUCAUGCCGAAGAACAAAGGUAAAGGAGGUAAGAAUCGUAAGCGAGGUAAGAACGAAGCCGACGACGAGAAACGCGAACUUGUUUUCAAAGAAGACGGACAAGAAUACGCUCAAGUUCUUCGUAUGCUCGGAAACGGAAGAUGCGAAGCCAUGUGUAUCGACGGAACGAAGCGUCUCUGUCAUAUCCGUGGUAAGAUGCAUAAAAAGGUAUGGAUCGCAGCUGGAGAUAUAAUUCUUGUAGGUUUGAGGGAUUAUCAAGAUGAUAAGGCUGAUGUUAUUCUUAAGUAUAUGCCUGAUGAAGCUAGACUUCUUAAAGCUUAUGGAGAAUUACCGGAGAAUACUAGACUUAAUGAAGGUAUUGCUGGUGGUCUUGAUGAAGAAGAUGAAGGAGCUGGUGAUGAUUAUAUUGAAUUUGAAGAUGAAGAUAUUGAUAAGAUUUAGGGUAAUUUUACUUGAUCUAUUUGAUAUUUUAACUUGAAUUUGAUGAAGUUAUUAUAUGUGUAUGUGUUGUUGUUGUUGUUGGUAUAUUGAUGAUAUGUUGAAAUUGUGAUGGUUUUUAUGUGUUGUGAUGAAUAAUGACUAUGGUUUUAUUAUGUUGAAAAUUGUUUGUGUUUUUGAGUUGGAUA
Impatiens glandulifera is the source of this 726-nucleotide messenger RNA. RefSeq names its product eukaryotic translation initiation factor 1A. Bases 104 to 541 code for a protein of 145 amino acids. Gene Ontology annotation, biological process: translational initiation. Lineage: Eukaryota; Viridiplantae; Streptophyta; Magnoliopsida; Ericales; Balsaminaceae. The transcript has a single exon. Gene Ontology annotation, cellular component: cytoplasm. The record is from RefSeq and is a predicted model, not a curated record. Gene Ontology annotation, molecular function: RNA binding; translation initiation factor activity.